AUGUUCAAAAUAUACCCACAAGCUAUAUCACGGCAUAUACCAAAACAGACAGCUCAAUGGCAAUUGAAUAAAUACGCUGGCGCUGUGCGUUUCUUCGGGGCCUCACCCCUAUCGGCAGCGAAGCAGAUGCCUCCGCGCCCUACAAUAGAUGACUCGGAAAUAACUGGAACAUAUCUUAAAGGAUCAGGGCCCGGAGGUCAAAAGAUUAAUAAAACCAGCUCGGCCGUACAACUCAUUCAUAUUCCGACAAACACAGUGGUGAAAUGCCAAGCGACACGCUCCCAGUCGCAGAAUCGGAAAAUUGCCAAGCGGAUUCUAGCUGAGAAGAUAGAACUGCUUGAAAAGGGGGAGCAGAGCCGAGCGGCGAUAGUGAAUAAUGUGAAGAAAAAGAGGAAGGCGAGUAAAAUGAAGAAGAGUAAGAGAAAGUAUCGGGCUUUGGAAGAAGAGAAGAGGAAGAAAAGGGCAGAAGCUGGGUUGGAGGCAGAGGAGGGAGAGGUUUGCGAGGAUGAAGCAGAUGAUGUGGAGGAAGUCGAGCAAGUGGGUAAGGGUAAUGGAAAGAUGGGGGAAGGGGAGAAGUGA
This is a messenger RNA of Nannizzia gypsea CBS 118893, 579 nucleotides long. RefSeq lists its product as hypothetical. Gene Ontology annotation, cellular component: mitochondrion. Gene Ontology annotation, biological process: translational termination. The coding region runs from base 1 to 579 and encodes 192 amino acids. The record is from RefSeq and is a predicted model, not a curated record. NCBI's taxonomy places the organism in Eukaryota, Fungi, Ascomycota, Eurotiomycetes, Onygenales, Arthrodermataceae. The transcript is spliced from 2 exons. Gene Ontology annotation, molecular function: translation release factor activity.